Melanotaenia boesemani (Boeseman's rainbowfish) is the source of this 2526-nucleotide messenger RNA. RefSeq names its product integrin, beta-like 1 (gene itgbl1). The coding region runs from base 169 to 1629 and encodes 486 amino acids. Gene Ontology annotation, biological process: cell migration; cell-matrix adhesion; cell adhesion mediated by integrin. The record is from RefSeq and is a predicted model, not a curated record. The transcript has 11 exons. Gene Ontology annotation, cellular component: cell surface; focal adhesion; integrin complex. Gene Ontology annotation, molecular function: integrin binding. Lineage: Eukaryota; Metazoa; Chordata; Actinopteri; Atheriniformes; Melanotaeniidae.
UGGACCUGAAGGGAUUGAGGCAGUUCAGGCCAGCCUGCUGCUCUUUCUCUCCUUCUCUCCCUUUUCUUUUCCCUCUCACUCUCCCGUCCUGUCCUGUCUGUUUAAGGAGCAAAAAGAUUGGGAAAUUCCUUCAAGCUACUUAAAUUCAGAUUUCUGUGGGAUUUCAACAUGCACACUGAGGUUUUGGUGCAGUCCAUGUUAGUGCCAUUGUUUCUGAUCCUGCUCUCUACCGUUGAGGACACUUUGUUACAGUCGGUGAGCCAGGUGGGCCUUGCUUGCAAGCUGUCCACGGAGUCGUCCCUCCGCCGCUGCAGGACACCUGAUGGCAAGUUGUGCAGUGGUAGGGGCAAAUGUGACUGUGGCAUCUGCAUCUGUGAAUCUACGGAGCCUGGGAGGUUCUACGGUCCUCGCUGCGAGUGUCAUGACUGGGUCUGUGCUACAUAUGAUGGGCAAAUUUGCAAUGAUCGUGGCUACUGUGACUGUGGGAUGUGUGAGUGUGAUGAAGGCUGGUUUGGAGAUGCUUGCCAGAUCCAGGAGGAGUGUAGCCUGUCAAGCAAGAAGAGCAGGGAGCUCUGCAAAAACCAACAGGGGGUGGUCUGUUCCAACAGAGGAACCUGCCACUGUGGAAGCUGCAUAUGUGACAACAAAGAUGACAGGGGCUUGGUGACGGGACGCUUCUGUGAGUGUGAUGACAGUGAAUGCCUGGAUGAAGACACGGGAGAGGUUUGUGGAGGCCAUGGUCAGUGUUACUGUGGAAACUGUUACUGUGCUGCUGGUUGGCAUGGAGACAAAUGUGAGUUCCAGUGUGACAUCAGCCCAUGGGAAAGCAAGCGGAGAUGCACAUCUCCAGAUGGCAAAAUCUGCAGCAACAGAGGGACCUGUGUGUGUGGGGAGUGUAACUGUUAUGAUGUAGAUCCCUCUGGUGACUGGGGUGAUAUUCAUGGAGACACGUGCGAGUGUGAUGAGAGGAACUGCCACUCAACGUACGAUCGAUACACAGAUGACUUCUGCUCAGGUCAUGGCCAGUGUAACUGUGGCAGGUGCGACUGCAAAGAGGGAUGGGCAGGGAAGAAGUGCGAGCAUCCUCUAUCUUGCUCCCUGUCUUUGGAAAGCAGUCUGAAGAAGUGCAGAGGAACAUCCAAUUUGCCAUGCUUCGGACGAGGUCAGUGCCAGUGUGGACAGUGUACUUGCCACCCACCUGGGGACAGUCGUGUUCAUGGCAAAAACUGUGAGUGCGAUGACCGGCAGUGUGAGGACAUUAGUGGAGAGGUCUGUGGAGGUCACGGUUACUGUUCGUGUGGACGGUGCAUCUGUGAGGAGGGCUGGUUUGGGAAGCUGUGCCAGUUUCCCAGGUCUUGUGAUGUGAGCGAUGAACAGAGCAAGGAGCGUUGUGAGACCUCUGAUGGAGUCAUAUGCAGUGGAAAAGGUUCUUGUCACUGUGACCAAUGCAUUUGCUCUCCCCAAGAAUGGUGGGUGUCUGGAGAGCACUGUGAGUGUGACGACCGGGAGUGUGAUAAAUAUGAUGGUCUCAUCUGCACAGGGAACGGGUUGUGCAAUUGUGGCAACUGCGAGUGCUGGGAAGGCUGGACAGGGAACGCUUGUGAAAUCUGGGUGGGAACAGAGUACUGAAGAGAACAGGACACUGGGGUUAAAAUCCAGAGCUCCCCAUUGUCCCGAGCGACCAGAGGCACCAGCGCCAGUCACGACCAAGUGGUCUUUACAUCGCAGCUCGAAAACCAAAGAGAAGGACUAAACACCAAUGUUACUCUGUAAACCACUAAUAUUCAUUAUUUUACUGUACUGGUUACAAAUGAUCCUCAUUAAAAGUGGGUUUGUUCGUAAACCUUUUUUACACAUAUUCUAUUUUAAAAUUGAUAUUUUCAGAACUUCUUUUUACGUAUAAUUUGUGAUAUAUAAAUAUAUAUAUUUCAUGUAGCAACAUUCAAAGGGUGCAGGUAUCCAUCAGAUACAAAUUCUGGAAAGAGGGGAACAUGUUGUUAUAUGAGUAGAGUUGCAAUACUAUCUUUUUGAACUAAUACCAGUCUACAUGUCAUUCCCAAACCAGACUGAAGGUUUGCUUGAAAGCUCAAGGCAGAGGUUACUCUUUGAAGUUUUUAUUUCUUUUUCAUAAUAAAACAUUAAAUGUGCCGCAUGACACAACAUUUUGCAUGGAAAACAAUGCGAAGACUUAAUCAUACAUGGUUACAAAUCUGUUUAACAUGACAUAACUCCGAUUGGCAUACUUGCCAUGGUAUAUUAUAUAUGUUUUUGAAAAUAAACGUUUUAUAUCAUCUAUUCUUCUUCACAAGGAAAUCAAAACAAUCUGUCCUGUAAAUCUACACUAUCCUAGUAGUGAUGAGAAUAAAGUGGAAGAAACAAAGAGAAGGGCAUAAAUAGUUCAGCUGUGGCAUGCUGGCAUGUCCAUGUCACUUCGAAAGGUGGUAUCAGGGGAUGAGAGCUGCUUUGACACAAGAGCUCUGUCACCGCUUGAAAAGAGUCACAAAUAAAAUGUUUAUGUUAAUUCUA